AUGGGAAAAUCACACAAGACCGGUGGUAAUCACCACUCCAAGAAGCCUGUCAGUGCAAAAAAGAAGGACAAGGAGAAGUCCAACAAAGAGAAGAAGGUGGUCAAGGGCAGUGGUGGUGGUAACAACAACAACAAGACACAAAAGUCGCCCAAGUCGGCCACUGCCAAGAAGAAGGGCACCGGCGAUGGCAAAUCGGACAAAAGCAAGAAGCAGCAGGGCAACGAUAAGAAGCACAGUGCCAAGCCAAAAAGUGGCAAGGAAAAGAGCGGCAAGGAGAAGACCACCAAGCACAGCAAACCUCAGAAGAAGGAGGAACCGGUGGAGAGUGGCACUUCAACCGCCGAGGAGGUUGAUGAGGUGGAGGUGCCAGCAAAGCAAAAAGUGGUCAAGGCUGGUGCUCCAAAGAAAACCAUUGACCCAGAGACCAGUGAGCCCGUUGACUGCAGCUGUGAGACAAAGCAGUCCAGUGGUGGUGGAGGUGGUGGACAGCAGUCAUCGGCGGGGACAACGUCCACUGCCACCGGCGCCUCUUCAGCUGCCGAUGAGCAGGCGACGAUUAAGGAGGCGACGAUGAGCAGCGCCGCUGAGGAGACCAGCGACGACGCAGACUCGCCAAAAGCUGCCGAUAAGAAGAAGAAUCACAAGUCAAAGCAGCCAAAAGAAAAGGAAAAAGAAAAAAAGCCAAAAAGCAAGAACUCCUCGCCCAAGUUGGAGUUCACCAAACCGACCAUCAAUCAGAUGGUGCGCGAGGAGGAGCGCCAGAAGCACCCGAAGCCGCCACUGGUGGACACGCCAGACAUCUCGCGCUACGACUUUGAGGCUUUCAAUGAUGAGGUGGAGGAGAUGAACUCCGGGCUGAUGAUGCUGCGCAGCUCCUACGGCAGCAUCAUCACCUCGCUAGUGGCGAUGUACACAAAGCGAGGCAAACGAGGGCAGAAGGCACAGCUGCCGCCCACCGUCGACGGCAAGGCGAACCUCCUCACGCCGAUCAACGCCGCCGCCGGCGCCGACGGCCUUCAGGAGGAGGCGUCCAUCCUCAAUGACGCCGACAAGUACAACAUCGACAACUUCAUCAACCCGGCCACCCGACAGGCGUCCUUCGACGCGCUCUUCGCCGAGGUGGAGCUGCUCAAUCGAAAGACGGAGAAGUUCCGCACCGCCUUCUUCGACAAGAAGGGCUACUUUCUCCUGGAGAAGUACGAGGCGCAGAAGGAGAUGAAGCUCUCGCGCAAGAAACUCAAUCACUUUUGGCUUUGG
This is a messenger RNA of Rhagoletis zephyria (snowberry fruit fly), 1257 nucleotides long. NCBI's taxonomy places the organism in Eukaryota, Metazoa, Arthropoda, Insecta, Diptera, Tephritidae. The record is from RefSeq and is a predicted model, not a curated record.